UCCCUCAGAAGUCUCUCGGAUGUUUAAAAAAAAAAAAAAGGAGGGAGGGACUGUACGACAAUAGGUCCCGCUAGCUGCGUGGAAAGAGUGGCUCCUCCUCCGGUUUCGUCCUUCCUACCCGCGUUUAUGGAAGGAGGCGGGUCAGAGUCAGCUCCUCCUUCCAUCCUCCCACUCCCCUGCCCCUUCCAAACCCGGCUGUUCAGCGCCCGCCUGCCCACCUUGUGCGCGCGUGCGCACAGACACCACACAAGUCCUCCCCUCGCACGUUCCUUCCGUGGUCUGUUGGUAGCCCUGGUGGAUUGGGGUGUGUGGGUGGAGGAGGUGAUGGUGCUGAGGUGAAUCCUUCCGUUCCUGGAACCGCCUCAAAAGAGGAGGAGGGGCGGCAACGGCGGAGCAGGAACAGCAGCGCGCUGUCUCUUGCCGCUUCCGUCAUCAUGGCUCACUCCCCUGUGCAGCAGCCUGGCCUGCCGGGGAUGCAGAAUCUGAAAGCAGAUCCAGAAGAGCUUUUUACAAAGCUGGAGAAGAUUGGCAAAGGUUCAUUUGGUGAAGUUUUUAAAGGAAUUGACAAUCAAACUCAGAAAGUUGUUGCUAUAAAAAUUAUUGAUCUUGAAGAAGCUGAAGAUGAAAUAGAAGACAUUCAGCAAGAGAUUACAGUGCUGAGUCAGUGUGACAGUCCAUAUGUUACCAAAUAUUAUGGAUCCUAUUUAAAGGAUACAAAAUUAUGGAUAAUAAUGGAGUAUCUUGGUGGAGGUUCUGCUCUAGACCUUUUAGAACCGGGCUCUCUUGAUGAAAUCCAGAUUGCUACAAUAUUGAGAGAGAUUCUGAAAGGUCUUGAUUAUUUGCAUUCAGAAAAGAAAAUUCAUAGAGAUAUUAAAGCUGCUAAUGUGCUGCUGUCUGAACAAGGCGAAGUGAAACUAGCAGACUUUGGUGUAGCUGGACAACUGACUGAUACACAAAUAAAGAGAAACACCUUUGUGGGUACACCAUUUUGGAUGGCACCAGAAGUCAUAAAGCAGUCAGCAUAUGAUUCCAAGGCAGAUAUCUGGUCACUGGGCAUAACAGCCAUAGAACUUGCAAAAGGUGAGCCACCACAUUCAGAACUGCAUCCAAUGAAAGUUCUAUUCCUGAUCCCAAAGAACAAUCCACCAACGUUAGAAGGAAACUACAGUAAACCUCUAAAGGAGUUUGUUGAGGCCUGCUUGAACAAGGACCCAAGUUUUAGACCGACAGCAAAGGAACUCCUGAAGCACAAAUUUAUAAUACGAAAUGCAAAGAAAACCUCUUAUUUGACAGAUCUCAUUGACAGGCAUAAAAGAUGGAAGUCUGAGCAGAACCAUGACAACUCCAGCUCUGAAGAUUCAGAUGGUGAAACAGAAGGCCAAGCCUCAGGUGGCAGUGAUUCAGGUGACUGGAUAUUUACUAUCCGAGAGAAAGAUCCUAAAAACCUAGAGAAUGGUGCUACCCAGCUACACGAGUGGGAAAGACCCAAGGAAAAUACCAUUCAACGGCGUCCUUUAUCUCGGUGCUUGUCUACAAUUAUAUCACCUUUAUUCACAGAGCUGAAAGAGAGAAGUCAAGCUUGUGGGGGGAACAUGGGAUCCAUAGAAGAACUGAGAGAGGCUAUUUAUUUGGCUGAAGAAGCAUGUCCAGGCAUUUCAGAUACCAUGGUGACAGAGCUUGUGCAGAGGCUUCAGAGGUAUUCAGUCACUGGAAGAAGCACAUCAUCCCACUAAAGUAUUGUUUCAUGAUGUUUGCUUGUUCAGUGGGGCUCCUGUAGGCACCUCUUCUAAUGCUGGUCUGCUACUGUUGGUCAGUGGUACACUCUCCAGUAUAUGGACAUUCCUGAAGGUGCAGCAACAGAAAUGAACAACCUAGCAAGGGCAUUGUUUUUCAGCUCUGUAUAGUUUUUUAAAAAUAAUAAUGCACAUAUUCAAAGAAGGUAUCUUUUUAAAUUUCCGAGAUGUAUAUUUAGAAUUGCAGUUAGGAAACAAAAGCUAUUGUGAAAUCUCAGGUAUCUUGCUUUAAGUCAUUGGUCUUCAACUAAUUGAUCCGGAUUCAGAUCCCUGUGGGCUAUGUCUCAAUAUAAUGUGAGUGCACCAGUGGCACUGCCAUAAUUUUCUUUGUUUUAGGAUUUAUGUUAACAAAAGGAGAAAGAUGGGGAAAAGAAAUAAAGAGGGGAUUAAGUGGGUAUCAUAUUUGAGAUUGGGAUUUAAAAUGGAUUUUGAGUCUGAAAAGUUGAAGACAACUGCUUUAAGUCGAUGAAUCUGUGAAUUGGAAAACGUACCUUUGGCUCUGUGUACAGAUUUGUAUAUAGUCAGGGUUUUUUUUACUGAAACUUGCUCAAUGUGCAUAUAGAAUUCCUCUGUACAAAUGACCAAGUGCUUCUGUAGAUUAUGCUAGUGAGGUAAAUAUUUUGGCAGAUCAUAACUGAUUAUUUUGGCUUGUCUUUGUUAUAAGAAAUAUUGGAACUGUAUAACAAGAGGUUUGAUUUGACCUUGUACUUGUGGGUCGAAAAUAAUUAAAGCUGUGGUAUAAAAAUCUGGUUCAUACCUCAGAUGCAGAGUUUCCUCUACUUUUGUUACACAAUGUUCUUCUUUGUAUUGCUCUAGAGUUGGAUUACUAAUCAUGGUACGACAUUAUUUCAAUUUUCUUCAUCACUUUGUUUGAUCUUAUGUAAUAAUUGCUUGUUUUAGUGUCUUUAUAUCUGUUUAAGAUUGUGCCAAUCCAAAGUUUGAAUACACUUUUAUUAAUUUUAUUUGAAACUUCUUUGUAAAAUCUGAACAUCUCAUACAGCUAAAUUAAAGAAAAAAUUCUCUUGAAACACCUCCUAGAGAGGCUUGCUUGAGUAAUGGCUGUUUGUAAGAUGCUGAUCUUAAAACUGUUAGAAAAUAUAUUAAAUUUACAUACACGAAAACUUUUAACUAUGAUCAUUGAGAGAUACAUUUGAUUUAACUUGGUAUUCAAGAUCCAUUGUUGAGGGGGAGAAUACUUGAAAUUUCAUCGAAACUUAAAAUAGAAAUGGUCACUGCUGCAGUUUUAGAUAUCUGUAUAUUUGGUUGUUACAUCUUCUUAUGGUUCACCUUCUGAAUUUAGUGUCUCUUACAAUGGGCAGAAAUUUGUAGAACGUUCAGUCAACACUUUGUCCGUUGGGAAUAUCUUUUGCAAACGCUGUAUAAAUAUCUCGUAGGUAUUUCAUUUGACUUUCUUUUUAAGAAAUUUCUGCAAGUGAAUGGAAUACAUCACCAUGGAAAAAGUAAAGUGUAAAGAUGUGGUUGUCAAGAAUUAUUAAAAGGGGCUAGUUUUUUCAAACAGAAGAAAAUAGGUAAUUGACAAUGACCUGCAUCACAAUCCUAGCCAUAUCUACUCACAAGUAAGUCCUAUUGAUUUCAGUGGGGCUUACCCCCAGGUAAGGGGUGUGUGUGUGUUAGGAUUGCAGUGUUAGUCAGAUUGAACAUGAAACCUUUAUUUUAGUCAUCAAAAAUAUUAAUUGCAACUUAAUAUUAAAGCCCAUCUUCAUAUGGAGAAACUAUGCAUAAUCAAACCUCAAGUGAGAACUUUGUUAUUCUCUUGACAAAAAGCUGGAAAUGGACUAAGGGUGUAUUACGUAAGUAAUUUCAGUGGUAGCUGGAUGUGAAAGUACACUUGCACAAUUUGCAACACUGAAUACCAUUUUCUCCCUUAUUGGUCAGAAUCCAGAGAAGUGCAGGCUAAAGUGGGCUGGUGGAAGCUGCCUUACACCCCACCUGGCUGUUCGUAUGGCUCCCCGAAAAGGCUUCCCUGAGGGAUGGGCACACUGCUGAAUGAGGUGGACUGUGACAUGGGGCACAGAGGGAAGGGGAGGGAUCCUGCAGAACUGAGUGGAGGUAACCUCUGCAAGUGGGACCAGCCUGCCUAAAGUAUAUGGAUGGAGUAGGGGUGGAAAAGAGACAACUUUCAGUCUGGUCAGUGCAUGUUUGUGUACAGGAGUUAAGUGGGAGAAGAAGAGGACACCCUGCAGCUAAUCUCCACCCACCUGAUCCUUUUUUCAGAUGCCUGCAUGCAGCCUAAGACCUAAUGGCAUUUUCCAAAUGUAUUGUUCAAAUUCUUUGCUAAUGAUCUGCUACUUCAGGAAUAAGAAACUGAAUCCCAAUUUUUAGGAGGAAUCUCAAUUUGAGAUUUCUUAAAGGCAGAAAACUCAAGUUUUGAAGAUUUAGGUAUACCAAGAGAGACCUUUGCCUUAAAAUGUUUUGAAUUAGUGGUUUUUAAUGGUAUUUACAUAAUUAUACAAAGAUGGCUUUUAACAAAUGUUGCUUAGCUGAAGACUGGCUAAAAGAUGACUAUUUAGCUGAUUUGUAGCCCAGUCUUGUGCAUAUUUACUUAAGUCCCACACUGAGUUCAUUUGGAUUUGCUCCCAAGUAAACAUACAUGGGAUUUCAGAACAAUAAUUCUUAUUGGUGAUACCCAAUUUUGGUAUCCGCUUAUGCAGUAGACUUGUACUUAAAUGGAGCUGCCCUAUAGCCCUUUGUGCGCUUCCAAAAUCUGCUCUGGGGGGCCUGCAGGGGGAAGAGCAGAAGAGAAACUCCAGUUGCCUCUUCUGUCAUGACAGUGGAUCUUGCCCUAAUGUUAAAAAGGAGAUUAUAUAUGCAACUUUCCAAAAGUGGAAUUGCUGUUCUCUGCUGGUUAUGAUCAAAUUCAGAUCUUAAUUCCAAGGCAUCACUUUAACUUUGUGAUUCAUUUUACUUGGGCCUUUUAAAUUAUUGUGUGUGACACAUUAAAUAUUUUGGAAUUGUGCUCUUCUAAGGAAAUGCAGCAUUGAAAUGUAUGUUCCCUGGGUUUUCUAUGUGCAUGAUGUAGCUUGGCCUUCCUCAACCUAGUGCCCUUCAGAUAUUUUGGAAUGCACCUCCUGUCACCCUCAGCCAUUGUGGCCAUUGGCUAUGCUGUCUGCGGCGAAUGGGAGUUGUAGUUCAAAACAUCUGAAGGGCAUCUGGUUGGGACAUGCUGGUGUCAUUAAUACAGCUUUCCAUCCCUUUGCUAGGGGAGAAUUCUGUCUUAAAUAUUAUUGCUUACAGAUCACUAAACAUUUCCACAGGUAUUUUAGAAAUUUCCCACUUUUUCAAGAUUUAGCAUAAUUACGGUGCUAAGGAAGCUGUACAAAUAAACCAAGUCUUUGAAACCAGAAAGCUUCCUAUUUGGUGUGUCAGAUUACUUUUCGUGUGUUUAGUUAGAAAUCUAUUUCAGUUGCAGUUACAGUCUUGUAGUUGAGCUAGAAGGUAGAUGGCUGUUGUGUUGGUACACAGAACUUCUGAUGAAAUAGUGAAAAUCUAUUUUCUUAUUAGGUGCUGUGGACUCUGUGGUUCCCCAAUAGUUGGCCAUUUUGGGAGUUACAUCUGGUCUUGUUUUGUUCUAAAUCUUCAUAUAGCAUUUUGUAUUUUUGGUACCUUGCAGCACUGAUAUUAUUUGUUAACAUCUUUAGGAUAAAUUCAGUGGUUUAUUCUUCCAGUCAUACCCUGCAAUUCUGUAUAGCAGAUAGUGGAGUUGCACACACAUCUCUGCAUAGGGAGGGAGGGGCAAUGAGUGUCUUGGCUUAUCUACAUAUGGAUGAUUAACCUGAAUACUACUUCUAUCACCCGUUUUGAAGAGGAAGGAUUAUGGCAAUUGCAUGACUGUAGUGCAUGAGCUCCAGAGAUCCAUACCUCAACUUGUAUAACCAUUAGCAGAACUAUCUGAACUGGCCCUUGUGUUUUCUUCAUCAAGGCUUGUUAUUGAAUUGAAGAUGCAAACGCACAGCAAAGUGGAAGAAGGAAUGUCUCACGGCAUCUUAAAGAUAACAUUUAUUCUCGCGAUUUCAUUGGCCAGAUGACUGAAGUGUUAUCAGUUAGCAGAGAAUACAUGCACACAUAGAUGUAACCAGUGUGGCCAAAAGGCUGUGAAAUAUUAGAGAUAGCAGGUCUACAGAAUAGGCAGGUCUUGUAUCUAUUAGAUACUACAGACUUGCACAUGCCUUUCAUGUUUCAUGACAUUUUGGCCCCAUUGGUGACAAUUUUUUCUUGUUUGCUUAUAAGGUGGAGCAUGCUAUUAUGUCUCAAAUUAUUUUUAAUGGAAUAUUUUAAGUAAACCUUUGAAUUGCUUUGGAUAUAACUCUUAAACACUGUAUUUGCUUUAUUGAAUUUUUCCUCUAAUCAAGUAUUUCAGUUCAAGUACCUUUGGCUGUUGGAAAACUUUGAAAUAAUUAUACAGCAUGCAGAAUGAACACCUUUUGCUCUAAAUGUUAAUUUAAACCUGCUAAAACAGAUCCUACUCGAUGUAGGGCAUCAGAACGUUUUCUGGGAAACCUCAUUCAGAAGUCUUUUAUAAACACAAUUACUUAAGAGCAUAGGAAGUUGCUUUUUAUCAACUCAGAGGAUUCAUCUUUCUAGCUCAGUAUUGUCUACACCAGGGAUGGAGAACCUUUGCCUCUCCUGAUGCUGGAACAUAACUCAAAUCAUCUCUGACCUUUUGGCCAUGCUGGCUGGGGCUGAUGCACUCCAACAAAAACAUCAGGAUGAUAAAUGGUUCCUUUUGCCUGAUCUACACUUAAUGGCAACAGCUCUUCAUGGUUUCAGACAGGAAUUUUCCCCAGCCCUACCUGGAAAUGCCAGGGAUUAAACCUGUAAUCUUUUGCAUGCAAAACAUGUUCUCUACCCUGAUAUAGUCCAUGAAAGUUUGUGCCACAAUAACUCUAUUAAGAUGUUGCAAUAUUGUGUUUGCUGCAAUAAGCUAAGACAGCUACCCAGUCUGAACCUGUUGCAAUAAAGUGGAGAGAUCAUUGUGAUGUGUUCUUAAGUAAAGGUAUGAUAAACAGACAUUUUCUUUCAAUAUAAAAUUAUUUUUAUAGUUCUGGUAAGGAAGGCAGGCCUUAACAUAUCAGACUAACAUGCAUCAACCAAUAUAUGCUGAGGAUAUGUUUUGUAUAAAGAGCAACCACUUAGUUAAGGAAUUUGCAGUAGCUGUAUAAGAUACCAUGCAGUUGCUGCCCUCUUAAGUAUGUAGUAGAUUCUUUUUACAGAUAAUUAAAGAAUUUCUUGGCUGGAUCAGAUCAAAUUCCGUAUAGUCCAACAUUUUGCUUUCAGCAGUGGCCAGCCAGCUGUCUUUAGGAAAUUCACAAGCACAGCAUUAUGAUAACUAGCAGUUCUCCCAAAUGUCUAGUAAUUGGAUAUAUAUUGUCAUUUUAAGCUAUUGUGAGAAACUAUCCUUUUAUCAAGUUGUUUUCUUCUGUAAUGCUGUUCUCUAUUUAUAAGCCUGUAUAAAAAUAGCUUAAGUCCACACAUCAAGCUGUUCCUCAAUGCCUUGUAUGUUAUAUGACACAGAAAUAAAGA
This is a messenger RNA of Rhineura floridana, 7334 nucleotides long. RefSeq names its product serine/threonine kinase 24 (gene STK24). Lineage: Eukaryota; Metazoa; Chordata; Lepidosauria; Squamata; Rhineuridae. The coding region runs from base 435 to 1733 and encodes 432 amino acids. The transcript is spliced from 11 exons. Gene Ontology annotation, molecular function: ATP binding; protein kinase activity. Gene Ontology annotation, biological process: protein phosphorylation. The record is from RefSeq and is a predicted model, not a curated record.